AUGACCACUCGGACUUCCAAAACGCAUCAUGGUUUCAAUGUUCCCGGUCCUAGCGGAGCUGUGCCCAUUCCUUCAUCCGGUAACGCGCAUCACACUUUGGUGUUGGAGCGCUCGGCAACGGUGGGCACACCAAAUAGUAGCACCAGUGGAAUCGGUAGUGCUAGCUCUUCCGUCUCCACCGCUCUGUCGUCGUCCAAUCGGGGACCAGGUGGUGAUGGAACUACCACCAGUAAUCAUACUAGUUAUACGCCCCAUGGAAAUGUGUCCACGUCACGUAGUGGGAUCCAGGAUUAUGCUUUCAAUCGUCUUGAUUUCGCCUACGGUUCUCUUAGAUGCAUCAAUAUGGCCGGAGUGAAUGCAGUCACUGGGGUCAAUGCUAGUCAAGCCGCCGGCGCCACGGGUUUCACCUUCUUCCGCUCGCUUACUGCGAAAAUUGGAAGACGUGGUCCGGUAAUCGGCGCGGCUGGUGGGAAUCCGAACUUGCCCGGUGUAGCUGAAGAUCCAAAUUCCACUCUCACAUAUGCCACAGAUAAUAGUCGAUCGCAAAUCUGUCAGGUGUCCACCUCUGGCACAAAUGCUUACACAUCCGGAGAGGGAAACUCAUCGGAGGUUUCGACUCCAUGUGGAAAUCCAGUGGAUAGUAUCGCCACAGGUCCCAGUCCUGGUGAUUCCCCGAUUUCUCAAGGCGGGUCGCGUCGACCGGCCUAUGAUGACGAAGAAGAUGAUGAACAAUGCAAACCACGAAGUCUGCGUUUUACAUGGUCCAUGCGGACCACAAGUCACCUACCGCCGAUUGAGAUAAUUCAUGAGAUUAAAAGGGUCCUCACGGAAAAUAAUUGUGUCUACGAAAAGCAGAAUAAAUACCUCCUAGUGUGCGAUUACGGGGAUCCAAGCACCGAUGCCAAUGUUCAAUGGGAAAUGGAAGUCUGCCGGUUACCCCGUCUGUCAAUGAAUGCAGUUCGUUUUAGGCGUAUAUCGGGUACUGCAGUUGCUUAUAAGAAUAUUGCCCAUAAGAUUGCAGAUCAGCUGAAGCUUUGA
This is a messenger RNA of Echinostoma caproni, 1038 nucleotides long. The record is from the annotation of a GenBank genome assembly. Lineage: Eukaryota; Metazoa; Platyhelminthes; Trematoda; Plagiorchiida; Echinostomatidae.